AUGAGCAUUGACCUAAAUAUAGAUGAGCCUAAGCCUCAAGUGGUUUUCGUUUCUGCAGAAUCAUUAGACGUCCCCAUUCCACCAAUUCUUCAGACGCCUUUUUUUGGUGGGAAGCCAAAUGGAUUCGUUUUUCAUUCCCCAAAAAGUGAAAAUGCUUCAGCAAUUCAAGAACCAGAAGAAACAAACCAAACGAAUAUCCCUCAUCCAGUAGUCAAGAGCCCAAAAAAGUGAAAUUUGAUAAGGACUGAGAUCUGUGGAGUUGGAAUCAUAAUUAAAGGAUAUGGAAUCCCUGAAAAAAAUACUAAAUCUAUUAUUGCUGAAACUGAGUAUACUUAUGAUUUGCUUGUGAAUAGAAAAUGUUUUUCAUGUAUUAAGUACCCUAUACCCACUAAUUUGGACUAUAAAAUAGAUUAUGAUAGCAACUCUGAAAUUGCAUUUAAAGUAAAAGAAGAAACAAUAUACACAUUUUGUAAAAAUUUGUCUAAUUCUGUGGAGUGAUAUAUGAGCAAGGUCAAUUUUAUGCGAAUGCUAAUGACUAUAAUUAUGAUUUCAGCAUUUAUUUUGUCGAUUUUUGGAAUUAUUUUAAUUGCUGCACUGCUGGAAGAUUAUAGACAAAUUUGUGUGGUUUUGUUAAUUUUACCCCCGAUUGCAAUUGUUUUCUAUGCAUAUGUUGUACGAUCAUAUGUAAGAAAACUUCGGAAACUUAUGGAACAUAACAUUAUUAUUAAUUCUCAAGAAUUGAAUCGACAGGGAAUUAAUGUAGAGUUAGGGAAAAAUUGUAUAUUUAUCAAAUUUUCAUUAGAACUUCCUAUGGCACUGUAA
Blepharisma stoltei is the source of this 822-nucleotide messenger RNA. Lineage: Eukaryota; Ciliophora; Heterotrichea; Heterotrichida; Blepharismidae. The record is from the annotation of a GenBank genome assembly.